Messenger RNA from Thamnophis sirtalis, 1462 nucleotides. It is a transcript of the gene COX7C, whose product is annotated as cytochrome c oxidase subunit 7C. The record is from RefSeq and is a predicted model, not a curated record. Gene Ontology annotation, cellular component: respiratory chain complex IV. Gene Ontology annotation, biological process: mitochondrial electron transport, cytochrome c to oxygen. NCBI's taxonomy places the organism in Eukaryota, Metazoa, Chordata, Lepidosauria, Squamata, Natricidae.
CGGCGACGGCCUUUUCUCCCAUAACGCCUGAGUCACGUGGCUCUAGAUUAAGUGAAGGUCGUGAGGGAAAAGGCACCUUUUUGUCGCCGGGGUUCUCAUUCCGGCCGAUAUGUUGACUACCACCAUCCGCCGUUUCGGCACCUCCGCCCUUCGGCGGAUGCAUUACGAGGAUGGGCCGGGAAAGAAUCUCCCAUUCUCUGUUAACAACAAAUGGAAAUUGUUAUUCGGAACCUUUAUCUUUACCAUAACUGGUAUUGGUGGUCCCUGUUUUAUUGUAAGGCAUCAGCUGCUUAAGCAAUGAAUAUGUUGUAACAGGUUUCCUCACAGUGGGGAUGUUAACUAGCUGUGUACAAAGUUAUCUGCAACCUUCCCAAAUUGUUCCGAUGAGUGAAGCAUGAAAGGACAUAACAGCCAAGAUGGUGCUCAGCUGGCAAUGGCAUCAUAGCUCCAGAAACGUCUCGUUGUGAUGUUGCAGAAGGAAACACUGAAAGGAAAAGCGUUACUGUGAUGCAGCAGGAAUGCUUGUGCCAAUUAUUAAAUUAAAGGCAUAAGAUGCAUUACAGCCUCCCAGUAUUUUCUCAAUGCCAAAAGAAACACAAUUGCUGAGGCAGCUGGCAGCUGCAAUAUCAAGAUUUAAUAGAGGCCUAACUGCAGGCAGUACUGAAUAAUAAAUUCUAGCACACACAUCUCUUCCCUUAGCACAAAAAAAAUUGUGGGGAGGGGGGGAGAGAAUUGGAGUGGUAUAGCUGAAUUCUCUAAGUGAAUUCUUGCCUCUCCCCAUUUAUUCACUGUCUACCCACUCUUAAACACAUUACGCUUCUCCCAUAUCUGUCCUCUUAGGGCAAGGGUGUCAAAUUUGUGGCAUUGUGUUGCUGUCACAUGAUGUUUCAUGACUUUUUUCCCUUCGCAGAGCUGGGGUGGGCAUAGCUUGCAUGUGAUGCACCCCGUCCGCAGAUCGACACCCCUGUCUUAGGGAGUUCUCUCUAUCAUAUUUUUACUUACCCAUGAAUAAAAUAAAAAAUUAUACCCAUAAAAUAAAAUUUAAAAAAAAAUUACUCAUUCAACAGCCCAUUAAACCAGCGUAUUCCAUAUAGUAGAUUGCCCUGUAAGUAAACCCUUCUUUGUAUAUAGUUUUUAAUCCCAUAAACCUCCAAAAUGGAAGAGAGUCACCAUGGCUUACCAAAUUAUUUGCUUCUGAUCUCACUUGCAACACAGUAGUUCUUUGUUUUCCAUCAUGAACCAAACAGGUGGUACUAGUUUCCACAACUUGCAGUUGCUCAUCUCUUCUUUUCUCUUUUUUCUCUAUAUCUUGUUGUCUGGUUGACUUUUUCUUGCUUUCUUUCUUCUCGCAAUGAUGGCUGACAUUUUGUCAGUGAGAUUUCAACAAUAGCACUAUAAAAUACAAGGUUUUAUUGUGCUGUCUUAUAACAUGAUAUUACAAUGUGCUUCACUCAUAUAUAGG